Messenger RNA from Agrilus planipennis (emerald ash borer), 770 nucleotides. RefSeq lists its product as uncharacterized. Lineage: Eukaryota; Metazoa; Arthropoda; Insecta; Coleoptera; Buprestidae. The transcript has 4 exons. The record is from RefSeq and is a predicted model, not a curated record. The annotation marks the transcript as partial.
UCGCGGCAUAAUAAUUACACAAAACACAGAGAGAAGAACCGAAGCUAUAGUAGUGGAAAACUAGUCCUUUGCUGUUUGUUGAUAAGUCAUCAACUUUCUGCGUGCGUCUGACUGUUCGUCUCCUCCGCUCGUUUGUUCGCAAUCAUCGACAGUGAGAGACCCGGCUGCGGCUUCGACGUUUCCAAGAAUUUAUUAUAAGUGAAACAACUCACCCACACCUCACAUAAAUGGCAGUGCGGAUUUUACUCGAAGGAUCACUGAGGACUACCGCUGCGGCAAUUGGUCUAGCGGCGCUGGUCGCAGCGUCGCUCCUAUUACCCGUCGCACGUUGUGCCCCCGCACCGGUGUACGAAAAUGAAGAAAAACCGUGGUGGCACAAUCCCUGCAGUUAUAAUCCCAAUAGGAUACGGCAUAGCAGAGGCAUACCGCCAGCCGUCAAAACUCAACUCAAAACUAUCGUAAAUAUGUUCAAUAGUCGAGUGUCACAGCACGUACAGCGGUACUGUUCAAAGUUCGAAAGUACCGUGCACAGCAAGCAAAUUAAGAAACCAGAUUGGCUUCCUACAAAGAAGUUCUUCCAAUCUCUUGACGAUAAUGUUUCGGCUCUUCCGGAGUUUCAUUAUCAAAUUCAAAUUCACGCCGCGACUUUACAUAAAUUAUGGAAUAUGCACAUCGAGUCGGCUGUGAGUUCUUUCGACGGAAUAGAACGUAGCAACUUAAUGAACGACACCGCACAACAUAUGAAAUCUCUCCUUUGUGAGGUGGAAACU